Messenger RNA from Symbiodinium natans, 840 nucleotides. The record is from the annotation of a GenBank genome assembly. NCBI's taxonomy places the organism in Eukaryota, Dinophyceae, Suessiales, Symbiodiniaceae.
AUGCUGAAGGGCACCGCGUACGACGCGCACGAGGCGGUGAACUUCCUCACCCGAACCAUCGCCAUCGCCAUCGUCACCGGCUGCACGGUGGGCCUGCUGGCGUACCUGUCGCUGAAGAUGGUGGGAAGCCCCUUUGACCACUCGAGCGGGAUCAUCCAGACAGUGAUCACCUUCGGCUGUGCCUACGUCAGCUUCUACCUCUCCGAGGGGCUCUUCGGCGCGAGCGGAGUCCUGGCCACGGUCGCUGCUGCCCUCGUCCUGGCGCACAAGAUGUGGCCUGCAAUUGUGGACAGGGAGUCUCUGAUGAGCUUCUGGCACGUCUUUGAGUACAUGUGCAAUAGCUUGAUCUUCUUCCUUGCCGGCGCACUCACUGGGAAUGCCAUGGUGAAGAUUGAGGCCCAAGACUGGGGCCAUCUGCUGGUGAUCUACGUGAUGCUUGUCCUCGCCCGCUUCUUGCUGCUGUUCUGCUCCAUGCCUGUGCUCAAGCUCCUCCACCCGCGGCGCGAGCCCGUCUCACUGGCGGAGGUUGCGGUGAUCACCUGGGGCGGCUUGAGGGGGGCCGUCGGCCUGUCCCUGGCCAUCCAGGUGGCCACGAACCGCGCUGGAGGCGUCAUUUCCCCAGAGGACGGGCAGCGUGUGCUCUUCUACGUGGGGGGUGUUGCGGCUUUGACCCUGGUGAUCAACGCCACCACGAGCCCUUUCCUCGUGGGCGCUUUGGGCAUCACCCGCUGGGAGCACGCCAAGCAGAACAUGAUGCUGCUGCUCCACAAGCGGUUGAAGGCUCUGAGUCGGGGCUACUGGAUGGCUUGGGCCAACGAAGACCCAUCCAGUAAGCUGUGA